Orbicella faveolata is the source of this 3665-nucleotide messenger RNA. Its product is annotated as dopamine receptor D1-like. Gene Ontology annotation, cellular component: plasma membrane. NCBI's taxonomy places the organism in Eukaryota, Metazoa, Cnidaria, Anthozoa, Scleractinia, Merulinidae. The record is from RefSeq and is a predicted model, not a curated record. Gene Ontology annotation, biological process: G protein-coupled receptor signaling pathway. Gene Ontology annotation, molecular function: G protein-coupled receptor activity.
AGAACUGACGCCAGUAGCAAAGCGAAUCAGAAGUCUAGGUAUCUAUAUUCAGAGGCCUAAAGAGUUACUCGCUUGCGAAAACCUCAUUUCGCUCAUUUCUUAAUUUUACCAACGGCAUUACGACAUCGAAGUUUUUACUUCCAAUUAGUAACUGACGACUCGUGUGACGGCUUUGCAAGAGAUAUAGCUCCUGCAAACCUGUGUUCGCGUGAAUUAGUAUUGUUCAUAAAAUGUUGGUUACAAGAUUAAUUAGCAACAUACAUUCUGCUUGAAAAUAAAGAACCUUAAUUAAAUCGCCCCGAAGAGCAUCUUUUCACACUGAUUGCAAAAAAUGCUGUUUUCGUGCGUGCUUGGAAAAAAAAGUUAGGAUCACGAAAAUAUGACAAUUGUUUUUUUCUCCUGGAUGAUUUUAAUUAUUGUAUUUCCUUCCGCUUAUUUUACAUAUUAAGAAUAAUUUUAUUCAAAUGAAGGCUUUUUAUCGAACAACACGACAGAACUUCCUUAAUUUCAAGGCUAAAUAGUAGAAACAAGCUUAAAAACGCCGACACUUACACCAACACGAAUAUCAGUGAUAACAAAACACGGCAAAAUUUAACCUGAUUAAAUUUGUGAAACCGUAAAAUGAUGCGGGCGCUGUUGGUGAAAAAAAUGAAAAUGAUAAGUUCAAAUCUUGUUGCGAUGUUGCGAUAUAAUUCACCACUUCAUGAUUUUCAAAGUGUUAAUUUAGAAGGCGUGUUGGGAAUGUUAGAAAAAAAACCAACUACUAUGCCCAAAAAGCAUUUAAUAGCGUAAUUUUCUUUGCACGGAAUGCUUCCUUUUCUUUUUCGAUGGGAUUGCACUGUUUUCUCGCUUUCAACAGCUGCAUACUAAAAUUGACCAAUUUAAAUUGGCGCUUAGUCGAAAGUGUGAAAACCGCACCGCAGCAUUGGAAAGACAAUAACCUGUAUAUCCCUCGCUCUUGUAAUGUAUUCUGUUCCCCCGGAUAUCACUUCAUUUAAAAGUCCUAAUAUUUGAGAAAAGUAGAGCCAGGAGCACCUUCCCCAAGUGCAAAACAAUACAAUUUGAUCGGUAAGCCAUACGAAAGUAUAAUCAACAUCAAAAGCAAUUUUCUCUGAGGUAAAUUUAUUCCACCAGGUAUAUUGAUUACUUAACAAAUAACGCCAGAAAAGCUUUCCUUCGUCGUUAGCGAAUCUUCUCUUUGCGGGUGAUGGAUUGCCCUGGCCGCAGUAGGAUCCCAGUAAUUGAAAAACAACACCAUCAACUCGUACCGCGCAUUUGAGCAUUGUUCAUAAAAAAUGACCGAAUUAUAAGAGUGUUAGGAAAAGGACCUGUUCAGAUUGUAGUAAACACCAAAUGUAUAUCAUGUUUGUGUACAGUCGGGCUUCAGGAAAAUAGAUUGCGCGUGAUAUGAGAGCAGUGAGCGAGCAGCCGAAUACUCGAGUGCAAGUACAACAAUGAUAUUCACCGACAGCAAUUGAUUAUUUGGAACUGGUGGAGCUAUCAUCAAUCGUACUCAUGAAAAAAUAAAUGAUUUUUAUUAACCACAAGGGUAAGCAAUAUCCGAGAUAAGAAAGAAACUCUCUUUAUUAAACAGCUUGUCAGGAGAAGCUUCAUCACAGCAAAACAGCAGCGACAGGAAGGUGAAACUCGACCCUGGAGUCAAGGACCCCAAAAUGGCUGACGAAAGAUUUUCGCCAAGGGUUGUCAUUCCACUGAGUAUCCUGUCGGUGAGCACCAUAGUAACAAACACGAUGGUCUGUUUGUUGGUGUACAAGGUGAAAUCGAUGAGAAACUACACAAACGGAUUUGUAGUUUCAUUGGCGAUCUCUGACAUCUUGACAGGCGUCUCCAUGUUUAUCCAAUAUAACGCUGAACUUCAUGUGUGGUCAAAAGCUACCCUCAAUGUCCUGUACGCCGUGGUGCUCUUCGUAGGAGCAGCAAACCUUUGUGCAGUGACUUAUGACAGAUAUUUGGCGAUUUUGUAUCCAUUUUCGUACACGGAGACAAUAUCUAAAGUUUUCAAAAUCCUGGUUCCGGCAAUUUGGGUUUUUUCAGUAGUCGUCGCUUGUAUACCUCUCACUUGGAAAGGAAAUACCCAACUUCUCAACACCAAGAUUUACAUCUGCCUCGUGCUUGUUAUUUGCAUAGCUCUUCCUUAUAUUUUAAUAGUCUAUGCAAAUUACAAGAUAUUUCGGUUGGUCAGGCAAUGUGUGCGGCGAGAGAGAGAGCUCAGUAUCUCUUCGCAUAACACCAAAGCGGAACUGAAAAACGGCGUGAGGAAAGUAUCCUCUGAGGCGAAGGUGGCAAGAGUCUUCGCCAUCGCAUCGUUAAUGUUUGUGUUAAGCUACUUUCCAACUUUGUUUUACACUGCAGCGGCUGCUUUUGGUCAUGGUGAAGUUGUUCCAGGCCUUUUAAUAGAUUUCUCACCUUUCUGUGUGGUGUUUGGAUCUCUUGUCAAUCCAAUCUUGUACUCGUUCAUGAAGCCAGAUUUUCGAAGGGCCCUUAAGAAAAUUCUAACUGGACAGCGAGCACACCUGAACGCAAGAAGAUCUCAAAGGUCUUCGACGCCGAGUAUUGGUGACACAAACACCACGCCUUUUGUGCCAAAGAAAAUCAAGAAAAAGUCUCGAAUGGACGAAGUAUUAGAUGAUGGUGACGAGCCCUGUGCGAGUCUGACUGCGAGGAUUUUGCAACUGGAUUACAGCAAUCAGUCAAAACAAGGCGAAGAAACGCAACUUAACGUAUCACCAGUUUGACCAAAGAGGAAUCGAUCAUCCGGCUUUAUAUCUUUCCAAAAAAUGCUGGUGAAGAUAGUAAAUUGACAUUUAGCUUUACAUUAAUCUGCAUGAAAAAUACAACGAUCUGUCUUCAGAAAACAAAGACAACUUUAAAUGAAACCCUUCGCGAGUCAUAUAUAAUACUACGUCUACGAAACAGUAAUUUUAAGGAAACUAAGUCUUAAAAUUACAACAUUACCAAGAGAGGAAGAAAGGUCGCAUGGUAAACCCUCUCAAGUUAUUUUUAAUGUUGUAUCGAUUUUCCGUACGUAUAAUGUUACUGAGCGUUCUGUAGAUAUUUUUGAAGAGGCGCACUGUUUACGUGAGUAAACUUUGCGUCACGGGAUUGGCUAUUUCUAAACCCUCCUAGGAUUUCUGAAGCUGGGAGUGAUCUAAAAAUAAUUAGAGAGGGAUUACCUUGGUAUUAAGGUAUAAAUGAGGGAUUAACUCUCUUACCCUUCAUCCUCUCUUGGUCCUAUUAAUGCAAGUGGCUGUUAAGGACGUUCGCGCUAAUUGUUUCUGCGCAUCCUUACUGCGCGCGCAAAUUCAUACGCCACGUUAUGCAUCGAGCGCGCGCGCUAAGUACUAAAACGAACAAUGAUAGGGUUGAUGGCCAUUGCUAUAGCUUUGCUUGGAUUUAACGAUCUUGGACGUUCGGUGAUCCCCACUUUUGUUUCUAGAAAUAGAUUCCAUUUACAAUUAUCUCCACAUUAUCCAAAAAUGAACAAAAAAAAUCAAUGUGGGAAGUAAAAAAAAAGAAAAAAAAAAAAAAUUAAACAUUUCUGUCCAAGGGAAAUCGAAUCCUGCCAUUUUGUGGCUGUAAGGCGCGUGAAACUAUGGUCGCUAAAUGCUUUAAGGAACCUCGCCAGUUGACUAAAUUCACUUAAU